CUUGAAAUUCAAGGGAAGGAAGGGCUCAAAGGAGAGGAAGAGAGCUCCAGAGUGGAAAGCUUUACUGAGAUCAAGCAUGAUAAGGACUAAGCCUUGGACACUGGAUUCAGCAACAGGGAGGUCACUGACCAGUCAGGGGAGUGGUGGGUGUGGAAGGUGGACGAGGGUGGGAAGAGAACUGGCUGGUGGCAGAAAGGAAAUUGAGGUAAACAUCUCUUCAAGAAAUUGGACUCUGAAAAGGUGAAAUGGAGCGAUGGGUGGGGUCGCUGGAAAGAGACGUGGGGUCCACAGAGGGGUCAUUUUAGUGUGGAGUUAUUACAGUCAACUUUAUAUUAAAAUACAGCUAAAGAGGGGGGGCAUGUCCUAAGUGUCCUAAGUGUCCAUGUUUUACAAGGGAACACACCCACAUAGGAUCAGGACAUAGAACCCAGAUUAGAAAAUAGAGAACACUGCCAGCACCCUGGAAGCCCCCUUGUGUCCCCUUCUGGCUACGACUCCCAAAGGGUAACUAGUAUUCGGACUAAUGUUACCAUAGAUGAGUUCUGUCUGUUUUUGAACUUCAUAUCAAGGGAACCCUACACACGUCCUCUGUUGCGGUCUUGCUUCUUUAUGUAGGAUUCACCCACAGUGUUAUGUGCGGUUAUACGUUGUCUAUUCUUUUUGCCGUAUGGGGUUCCAUUAUCUGUGGAUGGGAAUCUGGGUAGUUGCCAGGGUUGUUUUCAUUUUUCAUGUGGGAGUGACUCGAGCUUAUUGGAGGCUUGUGGAGAAAGUCCGAAAUACUCGUCUAUGAGAAGGAAGAAAGAUGAGUAGGGCUACACAUGAGAAUUUUCCAGGUGGGAGACGAGAGCCUGGCCGAGGUUGAGAGAAUGGCUCUGUGGUUCCAGCCCAGCCGCUGUGUGAGGCCCCCUACCAGCUAGCUCCCGCCCCAUGUGGGGGCGCAGAGAAGGCAGGGAGGUGGGUCGCCCACCGUUGGCUUCUGUCAGGUAGGAGAGAAGCACAGAGUGCUGGUAUAUUAGCAGGCGAGCGAUGGAGUGGGGGCUGUGGCUCUAGGCUGGGGAGAAGGGUGUGCAGGGAAGAGAAGGUAGGAGGGAGCUGGCAGAGAGAAGGGAAGCAGAGGCCAAUGGUGAGGUCUGUGCAGGAUGGUGUCUCUGCAAUUCUGGGCUGUAUCUCCGGUGACACACGCUUGGCAAAGAGUUGUCACUCAGUGAAUAGUUGAAGAAAUGAGCAGAGGGCUCAAGAGGUCUUAGGCAGAAGACGGGGAAGGUGGAGGUGAUGGAGAGAAACUCAAGGAUCGAGUCACUGUGGCUGCGAUUUAGGAAAGAGGCAUUCCAGAGCCAGGCGUGUUCCCAUGGAAGGUGGCUGAAGGGAGCAGAAGGGCCAGUGUUGGGCAGGCAAUCCACAGGAAUACGCAGUUGCUAGUAUAGGGCGCACAGCACCUGGUCUUCAAGGAGAGAGAGGAGGAUAGCACUUCUCAAACUGGAGUCCUUGGGCACCUUGCAUCUGAGUCUAUAGGGGAGUGGUGGGCUUGUUGGAAAUGCAGAGCCCUGGGCCCACCCCAGCCUCUCAGGGAGAAAGUAAGCAGAACGGAGCAUCAAGAAGUAGGAGUAUUUACAGGAUGGGGGAACAUCCAGCCCUUCCAAUGCCCACUAGUCCCUGGGCAUGGUAGCCUCUAUUUAGGCUGAAGGUGGAUGAAGAAAACUCAAGGAAAAGAUACUGGGGGCGGGAAAGGGCCAACACCAGGGAAAUUCAUCUAUGUGAACUGGUGGCUGGAAGGAGGGGGCUUCAUUCUAGAAUGCAUCUUCUAUUUGAGAGGAGGCCCUGGCUGGGAAGUGGGACCUGAUCCUCUUCCCUAGGGCCUGGGGGUGCCGGGGAGUGUCCCUAGAUUGAGCACCCCCUCGGUGGAUGGGGGCUGUGUCACUCUGUACCCACUUCCAUCUCUGCUUCCUUCUUGGGGCAGCAACACUUGGCUCGGUCCAGGCCCAUACUUUUAACCCCUCACUUUUAGCCCCUCUCUCUUCUCCGCCUCCCAGACCUCUCAUGCUCAGUCCCUGACUCUGCCCUCCAUUGGCAUAGACCCUCCACUCCACACCCACAGUCCUUCCUCCACUAGCUCAGCACGGCUUUCCAGUCUUUACACACUCAGAACCCCAACUCGCAGCCCUCUCUGUGCUUAGUCCUCUCUCAGGACGCCUCUGCAGCCGCUGUGGGAGCCCCUUAGUCUCACUACAUCCAGUCCAGCUCAGGGUCUUCAUCCCGUUUAUCCCCCUUGUUCGCCACCUCGCGCAACUCCCUUUAUCCGAACUCCUACCCCCCCCCGCCCCCGCCGAGAGGACCCACUUCAUCUCCUCCCCCAAGGGAACCCCCAGGCACCCCUCCCAGAGUCCCGCCAGUCGCAGGGCCCAGGGCCCCCCCUGGUCCAGCCGGUCCCGCCCCAUCCCGGCGGGCUGAGUCAGGCGGCAGGAACUGGGCGGGGGGCGGCGCCGGGAGGAGCUGAAGCCCGAGCCGGAGUCGCUGGGAGCGAGCGCGGAGCCCAGUUCGGCCAGCACCUAGUGGCCGGGGGCCUGUGGGGACACAGGGGUGGGAGGGCAAGCGCAGGGGGUGGGGAGCGGUCCUGGACCUACCAUGAGUGCCAAGAAGAGAGGGAGCCCCGCGCGGACUCAUUCCAUGAUGUCCCUGUCGGUGCGGCCGCAGCGCCGCCUGCUCAGCGCCCGGGUCAAUAGGAGCCAGUCCUUCGCAGGCGUCCUCGGCAGCCACGAGCGGGGGCCCAGGAGCUUCCCGGCCUUCAGUCCCCCCGGGCCUCCACGGAAGCCCCCAGCGCUCUCCCGAGUAUCCAGGAUGUUUGCCGUGGCGCACCCUGCCCCUAAGGUCCCGCAGCCUGAGCGGCUGGACCUGGUGUACACUGCGCUCAAGCGGGGCCUGACGGCCUAUUUGGAAGUGCACCAGCAGGAGCAGGAGAAACUCCAGGGACAGAUUAGGGAGUCCAAGAGGAAUUCCCGCCUGGGCUUCCUGUAUGACUUGGACAAGCAAGUCAAGUCCAUCGAACGCUUCCUGCGACGGUUGGAGUUCCACGCCAGCAAGAUUGAUGAACUCUAUGAGGCAUACUGUGUCCAGCGGCGUCUCCGGGAUGGUGCCUACAACAUGGUCCGUGCCUACAGCACUGGGUCCCCGGGGAGCCGCGAGGCCCGAGACAGCCUGGCCGAAGCCACUCGAGGGCAUCGCGAGUACACAGAGAGCAUGUGUCUGCUGGAGAGUGAGCUAGAGGCACAGCUGGGCGAGUUCCAUCUCCGGAUGAAAGGGCUGGCGGGCUUCGCCAGGCUGUGUGUAGGCGAUCAGUAUGAGAUCUGCAUGAAAUAUGGACGGCAGCGCUGGAAACUACGGGGCCGAAUUGAGGGUAGUGGAAAACAGGUGUGGGACAGUGAAGAAACCGUCUUUCUUCCUCUUCUUACGGAAUUCCUGUCCAUCAAGGUGACAGAACUGAAGGGUCUGGCCAACCAUGUGGUUGUAGGCAGUGUCUCCUGUGAGACCAAGGACCUGUUCGCUGCCCUGCCCCAAGUGGUGGCUGUGGACAUCAAUGACCUCGGCACCAUCAAGCUCAGCUUGGAAGUCAUAUGGAGCCCCUUUGACAAGGAUGACCAGCCCUCAACCGCUUCCACUGUCAACAAGGCCUCCACAGUCACCAAGCGCUUCUCCACCUAUAGCCAGAGCCCACCAGACACACCCUCACUUCGGGAACAGGCUUUUUAUAAUAUGCUGAGGCGGCAGGAGGAGCUGGAGAAUGGGACAGCAUGGUCCCUGUCAUCUGAAUCUUCAGACGACUCAUCCAGCCCCCAGCUCUCAGGCACUGCCCGCCACUCUUCAGCCCCCAGGCCUCUGUUGCAGCAGCCUGAGCCUCUGCCCAUUCAGGUCACCUUCCGUAGGCCUGAGACCCCCACCUCUAGGCCCGUGGAUGAACAGGGGGCCAUAGCCCCAGCCCUGGCCAAUGGGCAUGCCCCCUACAGCCGGACUCUGAGCCAUAUCAGUGAGGCCAGUGUGGACGCUGCCUUGGCUGAGGCUUCAGUGGAGGCUCUGGGUCUAGAAAAUCUAGCUCAGGGACCUAGCCUGCAUGCACACCCAGAUCCCACCCAUGGGGAGCAACCUGGUCCUGUCCCUUCUGCUGUGGACCCUCUCCAUUCUGCCACAAGCCCUACCCUCAGUACAUCAGGCCCUGCCCACACAUCUACAGACCCAGACCUGUCUGCACAUCUAGACUUGGUUCACAAGGUCACAGAUGCUAGCUCUUCUGAACUGCCAGGCCCCACCCAUACCACUACAAGCUCGACCUCUAAUGCCAUUAGCCCCAGCCACAGUGCCCCAAGCGCCACUCACACUACCACAGGUUCCACCCACAAGCCCAUGGUCUCUACCCCUUCCACUACAGUCUCUACCCCCAGUACCACAACCCCAGCCCAGACCACCACAAGACCCACCAAGGAAGCAAUGCUUUCUGCCCUCGCUACUGUAGCUCCUACCCCCAAUACUAUAGGCCCUGUACAGACAACCACAAGCCCUGUCCACACUACCACAAGCCCGACCCAUACUACUGCAGGCCCCUCCCGUGCCACUACAAGCCCCACCCACACUACUACAAGCCCCACCCACACUACUGCAGGCCCCACCCAUGCCACUACAAGCCCCACCCAUGCUACUGCAAGCCCUACCCAUGCCACUACAAGCCCCACCCACACCACUACAAGUCCCGCCCACACUACUGCAAGUCCCGCCCACACUAACACAAGCCCAUCAAAAACCAUUGCAAGCCCUCCCCAUACUGCUACAUCCCCUACUCACAAAACCAGAAUGUCAAUUCACACCACUGCAAGUCCUGUCCCCAAAGCUAAGGGCCCAGUCCAGACCACCAGGAGCCCCACCCAUCCUAUCACAACCCACAGCUCUUCCAGUUCUCCAGAGGAUACCAUGCUUCCCAGCCCCUCUGCAAACACAGACCCUACCCUCCCAGGCAUCCACACCCUGACCUGCAGCUACCCAGCCUCUGCUCCUUGCACUCAGGCAGACCCCAUAGACCCCACCCUCUCCUACCCAAGUCCUGCCUGUUCCAGUUGGGAACCCCUCACAAGUCACUCCCCAGAUGCCCCAGGGGAGCCCAUUCUUCAGAGCCCAAGCCCACCUCCUUCACCUCUAGCCCCUGUGCCCCAGCAUUUAGACCUUAGCCUAGCCGUGGCCACCCAGGCCCCGGUUCCAGGGGCAGCUGGAGGGGCUGGGGAUAGGAGGCUGGAAGAGGCCCUGGGGGCCCUGAUGGCUGCCCUGGAUGACUACCGUGGCCAGUUCCCUGAGCUGCAGGGCCUGGAGCAGGAGGUGACCCGGCUGGAGAGUCUGCUCAUGCAGAGACAAGGCCUGACUCGCAGCCGGGCCUCCAGCCUGAGUAUCACUGUGGAACAUGCCCUGGAGAGCUUUAGCUUCCUCAAUGAGGAUGAAGAUGAAGACAUGGAUGGUCCUGGAGACAGGCCCCCAAACAGCCUGGAGCCUGGGGCUGAGGACAGCCUCGACUUACCCAGUGCCCGCCCCCUCAGCACGGAGUGUCCAGCUCUGGACGCUGCCUUGGUCCAGCACCUGUACCACUGCAGCCGCCUCCUGCUGAAACUGGGCACCUUUGGGCCCCUGCGCUGCCAGGAGGCAUGGGCCCUGGAGCGGCUGCUGAGGGAGGCCAGAGUGCUGGAGGCUGUGUGCGAGCUUAGCAGGCGAUGGGAAAUCCCUGCCACCUCUGCCCAGGAAGUGGUGCAGUUCUCAGCCUCCCGGCCCGGCUUCCUGGCCUUCUGGGACCGGUGCACAGAGGGACUCAGCCCCUUCAUCUGCCCUGUGGAGCGAGUCCUUCUCACCUUCUGCGAUCAGUACAGUGCCCGUCUCUCCCUGCGCCAGCCGGGCCUAGCUGAGGCUGUGUGUGUCAAGUUCCUGGAGGAUGCCCUAGGGCAGAAGCUGCCCAGGAGGCCCCAGCCAGGCCCUGGAGAGCAGUUCACCGUCUUCCAGUUCUGGAGUUACGUUGAAGCGUUGGAGAGCCCUUCCAUGGAGGCCUAUGUGACUGAAACAGCUGAGGAGGUAUUACUGGUGCAGAAUUUGAACUCGGAUGACCAAGCUGUUGUUUUGAAGGCCCUGAGGCUGGCGCCCGAGGGGCGGCUGCGAAGGGAUGGGCUUCGGGCCCUCAGCUCGCUGCUGGUCCAUGGCAACAACAAGGUCAUGGCUGCUGUCAGCACCCAGCUCCGGAGCCUAUCCCUGGGCCCUGUCUUUCGGGAACGGGCCCUACUGUGCUUCCUGGACCAGCUCGAGGAUGAGGAUGUACAGACGAGGGUGGCUGGCUGCCUGGCCCUGGGCUGCAUCAAGGCUCCUGAGGGCAUUGAGCCCCUCGUGUACCUGUGCCAAACGGACACAGAAGCUGUGAGGGAGGCUGCUCGGCAGAGCCUGCAACAGUGUGGGGAAGAGGGGCAGUCUGCCCAUCGACGGCUGGAGGAGUCCCUGGACGCCCUACCCCGCAUCUUUGGACCUGGCAGCAUGGCCAGCACGGCAUUCUGAAUUCCUUACCCACUGGCUCCCUGUGCCCCUUCCCCUCACUUUCAGGGCUUAGCAGGCACUGGCAGGGAGGGUGAGGGCUGGCUCCAGACACCUCUCCCCCACAGAUUCCCAUCCAUGAAAAUCUAAUAUAUUCUUCCGUCGCUCUUGGGUUGGUAGAGUCAGUGCCUGCAGUCCAGUGCCUCCCAGCCUUGGCUCAGCACACUCGCCACAAAAUCAGUGUCCCACCACACCCCUUGGUUUUAUAUUUUAUUUACAGAGUUUUACAGAAAAUAAAAAAGCAAAAUGCCUUUCCUA
This is a messenger RNA of Lutra lutra (Eurasian river otter), 6855 nucleotides long. It is a transcript of the gene RIPOR1, whose product is annotated as RHO family interacting cell polarization regulator 1. The record is from RefSeq and is a predicted model, not a curated record. Bases 2623 to 6561 code for a protein of 1312 amino acids. NCBI's taxonomy places the organism in Eukaryota, Metazoa, Chordata, Mammalia, Carnivora, Mustelidae. The transcript has 22 exons.